GUCAAAUUGAAAUUUUCGAAACGCCAACUUUUCUUCUGCUGACCCCGCGUUUUCUCCCACCACCACCUCGCCGGAAAACAUUCCUCUGCCGCCGUAAAAUCUCCACUCCGCCUCCGUCUGUGAAACCCUAGGGGAUAAGCUCUCAUUCUGAUAACCAUCUUCUUCUUUUUUUUCGUCGCUGUGGUGUUCCGCUUUUUCCUCUUCCUCUGCUACUUAGUUUGACUCGGCCAUGGGGAACUGUAACGCGUGCGUGAGGCUCGAGCCCGAGGAUUCGAAGCCGACCCAGAAGCCGAAGAAGAAGAACAAUCGCGAUCGGAAACCAAACCCGUUUGCGGAAUUCGACCCGAUUCGAACUCAUGCCACAAUUCGUGUCCUCAAGGACGUUAUCCCGAUGAGCAACCGAACCCAGAUCAGCGACAAGUACAUCCUGGGUCGCGAGCUCGGUCGCGGCGAAUUCGGGAUCACGUACCUCUGUACUGACCGCGAGUCCCGCGAAGCCCUCGCCUGCAAAUCGAUCUCCAAGCGGAAGCUUCGGACAGCCAUCGACAUCGAGGAUGUCCGACGCGAGGUCGCGAUCAUGUCGACGCUCCCAGACCAUCCAAACGUCGUCAAGCUCAAGGCGUCGUACGAGGACAACGAGAAUGUCCAUCUGGUGAUGGAGCUCUGCGAAGGCGGUGAGCUCUUCGAUCGGAUCGUCGCGAGAGGUCAUUACACGGAACGUGCUGCGGCCGCCGUCGCGAGGACGAUCGCUGAGGUCGUGAGGAUGUGUCACUCCAAUGGUGUUAUGCAUAGAGAUUUGAAGCCUGAGAACUUCUUGUUUGCUAAUAAGAAGGAGAAUUCGGCUCUUAAGGCCAUUGAUUUCGGGCUCUCUGUCUUCUUCAAACCUGGAGAGAGAUUUACGGAGAUCGUAGGAAGUCCUUAUUACAUGGCUCCUGAGGUGUUGAAGAGGAAUUACGGGCCGGAGGUCGAUGUGUGGAGUGCCGGAGUGAUUCUUUACAUCUUGCUCUGUGGUGUUCCUCCGUUUUGGGCUGAAACUGAACAAGGCGUUGCUCUUGCGAUCUUGCGGGGAGUGCUUGAUUUCAAGAGAGAACCUUGGCCGCAGAUAUCGGAGAGUGCUAAGAGUCUAGUGAAGCAGAUGUUGGAUCCGGAUCCAACCAAGCGUUUGACUGCCCAGCAAGUUCUUGAACAUCCUUGGAUACAGAAUGCAAAGAAAGCUCCAAAUGUACCUUUAGGAGAUAUCGUGAGGUCAAGAUUGAAGCAGUUCUCGGUUAUGAAUAGAUUCAAAAAGAAAGCACUUAGAGUAAUUGCAGAGCAUUUGUCAAUUCAAGAGGUUGAAGUGAUCAGGGACAUGUUUACACUCAUGGAUAAUGACAAUGACGGAAGAAUAACCUACACAGAACUCAGAGCCGGACUCCGCAAGGUUGGUUCACAACUGGGCGAGCCAGAGAUCAAAAUGUUGAUGGAAGUGGCGGAUGUUAAUGGGAAUGGAUUCUUGGACUAUGGAGAAUUUGUAGCAGUGAUUAUUCACUUGCAGAAGAUGGAGAAUGAUGAGCAUUUCAGACAAGCGUUUAUGUUCUUCGACAAAGACAACAGCGGACACAUUGAAAUGGAUGAAUUACGGGAAGCUUUAGCGGACGAUGCGGGUGAACCAGACGACAAUGUCCUAAACGACAUAAUGCGUGAAGUCGACACUGACAAGGACGGGAGAAUAAACUAUGAUGAAUUCGUGGCGAUGAUGAAAGCAGGAACAGACUGGAGAAAGGCAUCGAGACAGUACUCGAGAGAGAGAUUCAAAAGCUUAAGCCUAAACUUGAUGAAAGAUGGAUCAUUGCAUCUUCAUGAUGCCCUCACUGGACAGUCAGUUCCAGUUUAAUCUUUUGGUACAUAUUAUUUAUUUUUAUUACAUUUCAUAAAAAAAAGCAUAUGGUUCUUCUUCUUCUCAUCAACAAGGGGGAUUUUCUGGGCUUGUGUUUUUUUUUUUUGGCUUCAUCACUUUGCUUCAAGAGCUUUUUUUUUUUUUGUGGGUAUU
Molecule: messenger RNA, 2029 nt
Organism: Tarenaya hassleriana
Lineage: Eukaryota; Viridiplantae; Streptophyta; Magnoliopsida; Brassicales; Cleomaceae
Product: calcium-dependent protein kinase 10
Exons: 7
Coding region: 230-1873 (547 amino acids)
Biological process (GO): peptidyl-serine phosphorylation; intracellular signal transduction; protein autophosphorylation
Cellular component (GO): nucleus; cytoplasm
Molecular function (GO): calcium ion binding; calcium/calmodulin-dependent protein kinase activity; calcium-dependent protein serine/threonine kinase activity
Source: RefSeq, a predicted model, not a curated record